CUGUAGUCAAAAUGAUUUAGAUUUGACAAGCUCUUUAUUUGUUUAUGUUUGAGGGGAAAAAUGAGUAUCUCUCGAACAUUUUAUUGUCUUAAGGUUAAAAUCCACUUAUCAUCACCCAUUUUGUAUUUAUCAUAAAACACAUGGUCAUGAAAUGGUGCUAUUCAUUUAUUUCCAAUAUACCAAUUGCAUGGAAUAUUGGAAUGAUGUUUCUGUGCAGAUAUUACAUUACAGUAAAUUUGCAAAGUGAUAUAAAAAUAUGUGCAAUUCUUUUUACUUGCAAUGCACUCUGCAUGAUAAGGGCAAUAUUAUUUUGUAAAUAUAGAUUCAUAGUCAGAGAUUUUAGUACAUAGUGGAUAAUAA
Messenger RNA from Rhizophagus irregularis DAOM 181602=DAOM 197198, 360 nucleotides. Lineage: Eukaryota; Fungi; Glomeromycota; Glomeromycetes; Glomerales; Glomeraceae. The record is from RefSeq and is a predicted model, not a curated record.